GCAGCAGCACUCCCGACAUGGCUUUAGCCGCAAGCAGGACGCUCUUGGCGCUAUUCGUUACGUUUUGCGCACCAGGAGGCGGCUGGGCAGCAGAGAAGUCCCUGCGGUCACAAAAUGGGAAACAGACAUUUGUGGAUAAGGGCCCGAGGGAGAGCUGGGAGCCUUCAAUUCAUCUAGAUGGAAGACCUGUGGAUCGCUUUGUCAUCAGCUCCAACAAACCCACAAGGUCUCACCGCCUCACCAAAGGAAAGGACAGUCGCUCGCACGUACUGGAGGACGUAGACCCUGAAUGGGUUAACCUGGAUGGCUUUGCUGUGUUGGGCGGUGCACCUGUCAGGAACUCAUCAGCAGGUCAAGCCAGGUCUCGACACCCUGCUGCCAGAAAUCCAGCUUUAGUACAGCGGGCCACCAGGGUGAACAGAACAGCCCAGGCUUUGGGCGUGUCUAAUACCCGGACACACAGGCGCGCCCCUCAGUCCUCCUCAGGUCCCAGGCAGCCCGAGAGAGCUUUACCAGGAGCUCCCCCACUGGAGAGGAGAAGGCAACACCACACCAAGCCCCAAUCUGACCAGAGAAACCGAAACACAAAGAGACUAACGUCUGAGUCCGUUCAUGUGGUGUCACUGCAGGCACAGAAAGCCCUGGGCCGGAGCGCACCCGCCGACAGAGCAGCUGCAACCAAAACACUCCCAUCAGAGCCGCCCGAGUACGAGGCCCGGGACAUCAGCGUGAGGGUCAUGUCUCCUCAGUCAGUCCUCAUCUCCUGGGUUGACCCCGCCGUUGAGAUGGGAAAGGUCGGCCCGGAGGAAAUCAGAUCCUACACAAUCAGGUACAGGGAGAAGGGCGAGUCAGCGCGGUGGGAGUACAAAGACAGCAACCAAAGGAGGAUGAUGAUAGACACACUGUCUGCUGACGGCAUGUACGAGUUCUCUGUCAGAAUCACUCAGAGAGAAAACCAUGGAAAGUGGAGCGUCUCCGUCUUUCAAAGGACCCCUGAGUCAGCACCAUCUGGGCCACCGGAGAACUUUGAGGUGAAGCCACUAAGAGGGAAAGGAACUGCUGUCAUAGCAACAUGGGAUCCACCUGAAGAACCCAAUGGGAGGAUACGAGAGUACAUCCUGUCUUAUGCCCCUGCUAUGAAGCCAUUUGGAAUGAAAAGUGUGACACACCGCGGCAGCAGCAGCACAGCCACCUUGGAUGGUCUCACGCCGGGAGAACGGUACAUCUUCAAGAUAAGAGCCACCAACAGGAGGGGGCAGGGACCACAGAGCAAAGUCCUCAGUGUUGUCAUGCCGGGAUCCAGCAGCGCUGCCUCGACGUUCACAAAAUCCAAGGACAGCCGGAGUACUGUCCACGCGCCUUCCAAACAGGAUACUGACCACGAUGAAUCGGAGGUCCAGUCCACAAAGGGGACGGAAGAAAGAACAACCACUCAGCAGCCCCCUCGGCCACGCUCUGCGGCACCUGCCAUCAGGCGCGGGCGCCCACUUUCCCAGUCGCGCUCCUACCACAACGUCUUCUCCUCAGUAAGAGGAUCGGUCAGGAACGCAGUGACCAGAGGGUCGUCCAGAGGGAGAGCUCAAGGUAAAGAAGAUAAGGAUGAGGAAGAAAAGAACAUUGUCACAACAGCAUCUCCGGUUGAGGAGACGACAACCAUGGAGGUUGCACGGGAGAAAAAAGAACCGGAUAACAAUGUUUCCCCUGAAUUUGAAGAUGAAGUGCCUCGGACUACUGAAACUCCCAGCCUCAAAGUUUUGACGCACUCCCCAACGAUACCACAUCCCAAACCUCCUCCUAGGAGACCCAUUAAGAUCCGGGUCCAUAAAAAAACAGAAUCCAAAGCUGCUUCCUCUUCUUCGUCUAAAUCUUUUUCCGCCUCAUCUUCUCCCACCUCCCCGGCUCCCACCUUUUCUUUUGAUCCCUCCGCGUCUCCUACUCCCCCCCCACAAAUCCAAGAGUCGGCCGCAACUAGAAAUGAUUACGUGGCUUUGUCGCAUCCAGAGACUAAAGAAACGUACGAUAAACACAGCACAACACAGACUAAACCCUCCUCUACACUUGUAAAAGACACCAAUUCACAGCAAGCGGAGGGUACAUCUGUUGGAAGAGGUUCGUUUGCCACGGAUCGCACGAAGGGGACCGGCUCUAGAUACGGUUACAGCCGAAAACAUCCUGGAAGUGUGUUUAGAGGGAAUUCAACCCGACUGCUGAACGGUUACAAACCCGCCGUAACCUCACAGUUCAAUUCACCGAGCGGAACUUCAAACCGAGGAUCUUCAAACCGAGGGACUUCAAACCGAGGGACUUCUUCGAACGCGCGGAGCGCCGCAACGUCGCGGUCCGCUUUACAAGACAGGACGCCGCCUGAGCGAGACACAACCCACGGGGAGGGAGGUGACGACAGCAAUCACAAAGGCACAGGCGCAGAAGUAACCAAAAAGCAAGAGCCUACUUCAAGCCCCUCGCAAACCACGGAGGAGGAGAGAGGGGAGGAAGUGGCAAAGAAGGAGAGAAGUAGUGAUAAACCUGUGGUCUCUCGUACAGGCAUCAGCCCGUCGUUUGCUGCCAGAUACCCUUGGCUGGCUCGCCGUUAUCCUGGCAGGUUUGGUUCGACGAAAUCUUCCGCUAAGGCCCCUGUGACCGGGACGUCGUCCUCCGCCGCGGCUGGUCGAUCCGUCUUGAGGGGGACGCCUGGUGGGGCGUCAGGGGCAACAGGUGCUGCAGGAGUGUCCACCAUACAGGACACUAGUGACGAUCUACGAGCUCCUGACUCACUGAAGAAUGGAGUGGGCGCGGCUUUAGUUAAGCCUUCUUUGACCAAUAAAAAUACAGCCUCUAGUGAUGCUAGAAAUCCUACUACCUCAUCCUCUUCAUCGUCUCCCUCUUCGUCAGAAACUUCUUCGACCUCUGAUUCACGUCAUUCCUCGGGGAGACAAACAGCCUCAAAUGAGCCAGUCCCUCAAGAAACCUCUAAUAGUAAUAAGAAUAAUGAUCAAAAUAAGAACUACCUAGAUGGGGAAAAAGGUGGCAAAUAUGAUAAAGUUGCUUCGACGUCAGCUGACCCUAACCUACCCGUUGAGGACAAUGACAGUGUGGAUACAGGAGAAACCUUUUCCAGGAAAAGACCUGUAUUACCAUCUGGAGGCACUCACGCUAAUCGCCGUCCUGGCGCGGGGGGGAACCGGCUUCCCAUCAGAUCAAAACCAGCACAGAACUCGAAGCUGGGCUCUUCGACGUCCGGGUCCUCCUCUUCGUCAUCUGAUUCCUCUUCCUCAAAUUUGCCCCAAGUAGUUUUGACAUCAGAUCGUGACGUCAGUAGCGAUACCACUGUGUCAAAGACAGGGGGAUUAAUUGGAGGAAACUCGCAGGCGACAUCGUCAUCCUCAGCAUCUUCAUCGUCAUCUCGGGGCCAGGGAGGUCGGCCUCGCUAUCCCAUGGUCAGAGGGAAACCAACCAACGGAGGUCAACUCAAGCCUGCAAAUGGAAACGGUAAAAAUGGACGUCCAAACCUGACAGCCACAAGUGACAAGGAUUCCUCCUCCGCUCGGGAAACCAGCAAGGCUGUCGGACAAAGAUUUAUCACAGGACCGGAUGGAACCAAAUGGAUAGUAGACUUGGAGCAGGGGCUUCUGAUGAACCAGGAUGGUCGAGUUCUCCAGGACUCACAGGGCAGGCCCAAGAGAGUGGUGCUCGGAGCAGAUGGACGCACGAUUUUUGACGACAUGGGCAGUCCUCUGUUGAACCAGGAAGGUAUGGCUCUGUUUGGCCACGGCCGAGAUAGCCGGCCGGUGGUCAAUCCCAAAGACAAGGUCCUCAUGUUGGGGGGGAGACCCGUGGUUGGUUUGGACCGUCCUCGCCUCAGCACCACCACCACAGCUCCCACUACCACUACCACAGCUCCCACCACCACAUAUGAUCCCACCACCACUGGCAUGGAGGAGUCUACCGCUGCCCCUCCGUUCCCAACCUGUCCACCUGGAACCUUCUCCAAAACAGAUGAAUAUGGGUAUCCACUGCUGGAUACGGAAGGAAUAUUGGACUGUUAUCCAGAAGAGGAAUCCUCAGGAAUGGAGAUGGACGUCAUGGUUACAGGGACCUUGGUGCCUGACGCUUUAGAUCUUAAGAAAGAUGAGCUCUUGGUCCAGACCACCAUGCAACCCACAACCACCACGACGGAGAUCCCGACUCCGGAGCCAGACACCAGAACGUCCAACCACGGCCCGUCGUCCGAGCUUGACCUCGGCGGGAAGAAGCGAUUCACAGCUCCCUACGUGAACUACAUCCAGAAGGACCCAGCGUCUCCUUGCUCCUUGACGGAGGCUCUGGAGUAUCUCCAGGUCGACGUGUUGGAAAACCUGAUCGAGAAGGACAGCCUGGCAGCCAAUCAGAAUCAGCCCCCCAAACACAAGCCUCAUAACCUCACUGUGGUCGCCAUGGAGGGCUGCCACUCCUUCAUCAUCCUGGACUGGGGUCGCCCACUGAGGGAUGAUAUGGUGUCAGGAUACAUGGUCCACAGCGCUUCAUAUGACGACGUGCUCAACAACAGAUGGUCCUCCAAACCCUCCAGCGGGAGCCACCUGCCUUUGGAGAAUCUCAAACCAAACUCCAGGUACUACUUCAAAGUGCAGGCCAAGAAUGUGUUCGGUUUGGGACCCGUCAGCGACACGCUCACCUACGUCACCGAAUCAGACGACCCUCUUCUCAUUGAAAGACCACCUGGGGGAGAACCAAUCUGGAUCCCCUUUACCUUCAAGUACAACUCGGCCCACAGCAGCUGUAAGGGCAGCCAGUACGUCAAGCGGACGUGGUACAGGAAGUUUGUGGGUGUGGUUUUGUGUAACUCUCUACGAUACAAGAUCUUCAUGGGAGAUGGUCUCAGAGAGCCCUUUUACAGUAUAGGCGAUACGUUUGGCCAGGGAGAAGACCAAUGCCAGUUUGUGGACUCCUACAGGGACGGGAGGACAGGACCAGCAUACCUCUCGAAUAAUCUGCCCUCAGCACAAGGGUAUUUUCGGGCCUACAGACAGCAGCCAGUUUCAUUUGGAGUUAUUGGCCGGCGUACACCCCAUCCCUUCGUGGGCUGGUAUGAAUGCGGGGUGCCCAUCCCUGGGAAGUGGUAGACCAGGCUCUCACCAUCUCUGGUGCUGCCAUCAAAAACAGACUUUUUCCUCACCACUACGACUUCAUAACAGCAUCACACAGAGAAUAUACUACUUUUUAGACAACUCAAUGUAUAUCCUUACAAUGCACUUUUUAAUAUAAAGCAAUCUGUAUAUGAGGGGGAUAAAAGAAGCAUGUGUGCUUUCGCUCAUUGUAACUCUUGUCUUAAAGUGUCCAUGUACUAUUCCCAACUGUCCUGAGGACAGGUCCUAACCCAGUGUUAUUUAUCUCAUCAAUAGUGCACUCACACAGUCAAACCAGUGACAUUGGACCAAAGCACAAGCUGCAAAGCAAACUGUAAGAAUGGGCACUUAAGGUUUGUGUAUAGGUCUGUUUAUUUUUAAUCUCCAGAUAUGAAUUUCAUUUUUUAAUACCUUUUGACAGCUACUUUUGUUGAUUAUUUGUGUUCUUAAACCGUUAUACUGUUUUGUUUUUUUUGCAUCCUCUUGGAAAUCAUCAUAUUUCAUUCAAAGUUACUGUGUAAGGUUUGUAUGUAUACAGACAAAGAAUAAAAGACCAAAUAUUUGCUCAGGAAUUGUGAGAGACUCAAUAAACGGUUCUGGAAACCACAGCAAUCCAAAAACACGAAUAAUAACGUAUUCUCCUGCUGCCACAUUCUUUCUGAGCAGAAGCUUCCAAAGUCGAAACAGAACGCUUUAAUCAACAUAAUGAAAGAUUUUAGUAAGCUUUAAGUCAAAAGUUGAGCAUUGCCUCGCUGCUCCGUCGGCCCCUGGGCCGGGAGCCAACGCUGAGAGACGCCGACGUACUGCGGGGCCCCGCUGGAGGGAAGGGAGACCAGGGAGACCAGGGAGAACCAGGGAGACCAGGGAGAACCAGGGAGACCAGGGAGAACCAGGGAGAACCAGGGAGAACCACAGCCCGGCCCGCACGCAGCCAGCCACGGCUAAAUGACUGCUUUUCAUCUACAGGAACCAGCAACAAAUGAACAGGAAAAAAUGGAUUCAGAUCCUAAUUAAGAUAAAGAAAAACUACACUGUGGAAAUACUAGAUCACUGUCCUGCAGUGAGAAUUAGAUUUUGAAAAGCCAAUGGUGAGUAUUGAACUAAUGAUCGAACUGGUAAAUGUUGCUGAACACACAUAAGAUCUUUCACAAGGAAUGGACUUUCAUUUUCAUGCUGAAAGCCUAUUCUGGUGCUCAGGCUUUAAUGUGAUGUUUGAACACGAAUUAUUGUCCAUCUGUGUGAAAUCACUUACAAAAAAAAGGAAAAGGGAUGACCGUGACUGUGUCAGCACCACAUUAACCAGGUGGAAAACAGAUGGGGCCUUAAUAAAUGGCAAGAUGUCUUAUUUCUAUGUGUUGCCAAUUCAUUAUUACUCCCUACGAUAUUCACAAAAUUAAUUAUAUCUAUUUUCUACCCAUAAUGCACAGUUCUGCCUCAGAGCCAAACCCCACAGAAUGAA
Pungitius pungitius (ninespine stickleback) is the source of this 6582-nucleotide messenger RNA. It is a transcript of the gene fndc1, whose product is annotated as fibronectin type III domain containing 1. Gene Ontology annotation, molecular function: protein binding. The transcript has 22 exons. Bases 18 to 5120 code for a protein of 1700 amino acids. NCBI's taxonomy places the organism in Eukaryota, Metazoa, Chordata, Actinopteri, Perciformes, Gasterosteidae. The record is from RefSeq and is a predicted model, not a curated record.